GGCGCGUCAAAGUGGGAAAAAAUAGCAUGUGAAAUCCAUUAUGGGCUAGAACUCGAAGGGCACAAGCAGGCCAAGAGACACGUACCGAAGAGAGGGACAGGGGACAAGGGAUAAGAGAGUGAGCCAAGGCACGUCAGGGUGCUACGCUAGAGUUGGAUGCAAAAUUGUUCUUAGUCAAGGGGCUUAUCGCAGUGGUGAGGAAGAUGGAAUACAGGAAGAAAGAACAAAGACAGGAGGGAAUAUCAUUAUCUGUUGUGUGAUCGCAGGUAGCUGAAAAGAUACCGACAGUGCAAAAUUGAACGAAUGUGGGAGAUCGGGAAGCUCGUUGAUAGGCUGGCGGGCUAUCCUGUUUUUGGAGGGAGGCUGCUGGCAAUGAUCUCAUCAUCUUGAGGUGGUGCUUGCGUGCCGCCGACUGUUUGAAGGGAAAAAGAAUUGGUGGGGCAGAGCUGUGCCAAAACUGCCUGCAGUGCCCCUCUAUGCUAUCAUAUCCAAGCUCUAGUGUGUCUGCUAUCAGAGAGCAUCGGGACGGAUCAGUCGGUGCACCGUGUGCGAAGAGGCAGCGACUUGGAAGCAAGCCCUGGUGUCUCGAGCUCCUCCCACUCGCGUCAUUCCUCCACCUUGGCUUUCCCUCUUCCUCUAAAUUCAUCUUGCCAUCCUCAAAUCGUCUCCUGGAACCCCCAAUCCAAAAGACAUCAUUCUGCCACAAGGAAAUUACACCACUCACCAACAGCUUUGUUGUAGUCUACACCUCCUACCGACUUCCUCAGCGCACACAACCACUUGUGGGUUUUCUCCGUCGCCUGCCAGUCGAAAGCUCCCCUCCAACGGUUCCCGACUCCCAGAAUUUGUCUCUCGACAGUUGCCAAACUACCAAUAAUCCCCGCCCAACGACAUCAUAUCCAUCAAAAAUGGCUGACAUUUCGAACGGACAUGCGAACGGGAAUGCCAGCGUGGAUGCCCUUAAGAACAACCUUGCUGCCACCUACAACAAUGUUACCAGCGGCCCUGUAGCUCAGAACAUCAAGGCCGAGGGCGCGAGAACCACGGAUGAGCUUUCCAACUUGGCCAACUCUCGCCGCGCUCCUUCGUACACCGCGGCUACUGGCCAGCCCUUGACUCAUUACCACUCCUUCUUCUCGGAGCUGUUGUCAUGGAAGAAUCCUCGCGCCUCUGGAAUUGCCUACCUCACAAUCAUCUCGUUCAUCUUCUCGGUUAGAUACCUGGAUGUUCUCCGAUGGGGUCUCAAGCUCACAUGGAUGGCCCUCGGUGUUACCAUUGCCGCCGAGAUCGCCGGAAAAGCCAUUUUGAACAAUGGCUUUGCUACCCAGCUCCGCCCUCGCAAGUACUACACUGUUCCCCGAGAGACACUUGAUGCCGUUAUUGGCGACGUCAACGAACUUAUCAACUUUGGUGUGAUCGAGUCCCAACGCAUCCUUUUCGCUGAGAACAUCUGGGCUUCCGCUGCUGUUGCCCUCGGCGCCUUCAUCUCGUAUUACUUGGUCAAGGUUGUCCCGUACUGGGGUCUUGCUCUCAUCGCCACCUCCGUCAUCUUCUUCGCCCCUCUCAUUUACACCACCAACCAGGAGCUUAUCGACAGCCAGAUCCAGCACGCUGGUGAGAUUAUCAAUGACCAGACCGAGCAGAUCCGCUCCUUGGUCCAGAAGAACACCGAGCAAGCCACCCAGGUUACCAAGCAGUACAUGGGCGACUACACCGCCAAGGCUCAGUCCUUGAUCAAGGGUGCUGUUGGUCAGGAGAAUGGCCACAAAUCCGAGCUCAAGCCGACUGACUUCCCCGUCGCUCCCAAGGAGGACAUCAAGUCAGAGCCUAUUGCUCCCCCUACCAAGGCCGGUGAGGAGGAGCCUUUGAUCGCUGCUUAAGUGAGCAAGGCUUCCUUCGACAAUCAUUCGCGCUUCCUCUGCCUUGUUGAGCCAGAUGAGUGACAAAAAAACAGAAAUCCGAUCAAGCCUGUGGCAAACUUUUAUGGCGCGGUACGGGGCAUGGAAUGGCUGGACGGUACAAAGACUGCCACUUUUUCUUUUAAUGGGAUCAUGGGAUGGUGCGAGACUGCUUUUUUCUCAGUAGUUUUCGAUAUGCUAUUGUUUUUAUUCCCGGUUUAUGUUUUCUUUUGGGGGCUAUUGGGAUGAGGAGGGACGUUGAAUCCACGAAUGCGUUCCCCUGUUUUGUUGUUAUGAGUAGUUAUGAACCUAGGGUUUCCUGGCAAAAAUGACAUGGGGGGUAACCGGGUGUUGGUUGUAAUACAAGUACGUUUUUGUUA
Messenger RNA from Podospora pseudopauciseta, 2278 nucleotides. RefSeq lists its product as uncharacterized. Bases 477 to 1880 code for a protein of 467 amino acids. NCBI's taxonomy places the organism in Eukaryota, Fungi, Ascomycota, Sordariomycetes, Sordariales, Podosporaceae. The transcript is spliced from 5 exons. The record is from RefSeq and is a predicted model, not a curated record.